Molecule: messenger RNA, 1956 nt
Organism: Macaca mulatta (Rhesus monkey)
Lineage: Eukaryota; Metazoa; Chordata; Mammalia; Primates; Cercopithecidae
Gene: HSD3B7
Product: hydroxy-delta-5-steroid dehydrogenase, 3 beta- and steroid delta-isomerase 7
Biological process (GO): steroid biosynthetic process
Molecular function (GO): oxidoreductase activity, acting on the CH-OH group of donors, NAD or NADP as acceptor
Source: RefSeq, a predicted model, not a curated record
GAAUGGGGCAGGAGGGAGAAGGAGGAGCCAGCGGAAGGGGACGGUGUGUGGGCUGGCCAGCCCUGGACGAAAGAAGAGGGCCCCUCCAGGCCAGUCUGGGCACCCUGGGACAGUGGCUGCAGCCGGGCAUGGCCGACUCUGCACAGGCCCAGAAGCUGGUGUACCUGGUCACAGGGGGCUGCGGCUUCCUGGGAGAACACGUGGUGCGAAUGCUGCUGCAGCGGGAGCCCCGACUCGGGGAGCUGCGGGUCUUUGACCGACACCUGGGUCCCUGGCUGGAGGAGCUGAAGACAGGGCCUGUGAGGGUGACUGCCAUCCAGGGGGACGUGACCGAGGCCCAUGAGGUGGCAGCAGCUGUGGCCGGAGCCCAUGUGGUCAUCCACACGGCUGGGCUGGUAGACGUGUUUGGCAGGGCCAGUCCUGAGACCAUCCAUGAGGUCAACGUGCAGGGCACCCGGAACGUGAUCGAGGCUUGUGUGCAGACUGGAACACGGUUCCUGGUCUACACCAGUAGCAUGGAAGUCGUGGGGCCUAACACCAAAGGUCACCCCUUCUACAGGGGCAACGAAGACACCCUAUAUGAAGCAGUGCACAGGCACCCCUAUCCUUGCAGCAAGGCCCUGGCUGAGCGGCUGGUCCUAGAGGCCAAUGGGAGGGAGGUCCAUGGGGGGCUGCCCCUGGUGACGUGUGCCCUUCGUCCCACGGGCAUCUACGGUGAAGGCCACCAGAUCAUGAGGGACUUCUACCGCCAGGGUCUGCGCCUGGGAGGUUGGCUCUUCCGGGCCAUCCCGGCCUCUGUGGAGCAUGGCCGGGUCUAUGUGGGCAAUGUGGCCUGGAUGCAUGUGCUGGCAGCCCGGGAGCUGGAGCGGCGGGCAGCCCUGAUGGGCGGCCAGGUGUACUUCUGCUACGACGGAUCGCCCUACAAGAGCUACGAGGACUUCAACAUGGAAUUCCUGGGCCCCUGUGGACUGCAGCUGGUGGGUGCCCGCCCACUGCUGCCCUACUGGCUGCUGGUGUUCCUCGCUGCCCUCAAUGCCCUGCUGCAGUGGCUGCUGCGGCCGCUGGUGCUCUACGCGCCCCUGCUGAACCCCUACACGCUGGCCGUGGCCAACACCACCUUCACUGUCAGCACCGACAAGGCUCAGCGCCAUUUUGGCUAUGAGCCCCUGUUCUCGUGGGAGGAUAGCCGGACCCGCACCAUUCUCUGGGUACAGGCCGCUGGGAGUUCAGCCCAGUGACGGCGGGGCUGGGGCCUGGAGGCCCAUCGUGGCACAUCCACCCAGGUCCUGAGCCCUCACACCCUGGACGGGAAGGGACGGCUGCAUUCCAGAGCAGGAGGUAGGGCUCUGGGGCCAGAAUGGCUGUCCUAGAGCCCUCCACAUUUUUUUUUUUUUUUUUUUUGAGACAGGGUCUUGCUCUGCCACCCAGACUGGAGUGCAGUGGCGUGAUCAUAACUCACUGCACCCUCAGCUUCCUGGGUUCAAGUGAUCCUCCUGCCUCAGCCUCCUGAAUAGCUGGGACCACAGGUGCACACCACCACACCUGGCUUUUUUUUUUUUUUUUUUUGGUAGAGACAGGGUCUCACUAUAUUGUCCAGGCUGGUCUUGAACUCCUAGGCUCAAGUGAUCUCUCCACCUGGGCCUCCCAAAGCGCUGGAACUACAGGUGUGAGCCACCGUGCCCGGCCCAAGCCCUCCACAUCAUCAAUCCAGGAGCCUUGAGUCUGUGUUUUGUCCUGAUGCCUCGAAGUCCUAGGGCUGUCAGGAUACAAGGGCAGGGUUUGGGGACAGAGUAUCCUUCCUCUGUCCUCUCACCCCGGUCCUGAUGGCCGCUUGGUGAGGGUCGGUGCCCUGGCGACCUGCCCAGGCUCUCUUCUGGCUUUCUUUUUUGUUUUUUUUUUUGUUUUUGUUUUUUUUUUUUUUGUUUGUUUUUUGAGACGGAGUCUCGCUCUGUCGCC